AAAAUAAGAGCGGGGUAAGCGGCUGUCUUGGCAUAAGCAAGCAGAAGCAAUUGGGUCUGUAGCUACCUCGCUUUACAGCUGGUUGGUGGCGGUUUGUAUAGGCAAAAGCAAAAGCACUUGCCCUCGGCUGUGUAUACACAGCCUGGCUGCCGCAGUUCAGCUGCUGAGCUCAGAUUGUUAGACGGUCAAGUAAACUGCGUAUUUACCAAGAUUACCCUAUGUAUUCACGCCAAAUUGGUUUCGAUAAUACUUGUGAAUAAUAGUUUUGUUGAGAGUUGAAUCUGAUUAACGGCGUCUCUAUCAUAUAUAAUCCAAUCAACCCUUGAGGCGCGGCCAAAUAACUUGCGAAUCUCAACAAAUGGCUACUUACAGACUUGUGCCUAAGCCCAACUGCCCGGUUGACGCUGUUCAACUAGGCAGUCUGCUCUCCAACCCUGACCCAUUAAGCAAUCCCUUCUACAUCCUAGGGGAGAGAGACUAUGAGAAAAAGGAAGUCGACCCCGUGAAGUUCUCGAUCGAGAUCAACGUGAACUCAGAGGGGAAAAUCGGCGUGAAUUCCUCUUUCGCCAGCUUGCUCCCUCUCGGAGGUGGGUUGGCGGGCGCCUGGAAGAGUGAGAAGGGCAAAUUCCUCUCCUGCCAAAAGAUGGUUGGCAGCUACCUAGAGGUCACGGAGGAGUUGCUGCAAGGCUUGAGCACGAAGAGCUUCGUGGUAAACCACUUCAACGACAACAGUACGAACACGGCUUGGCUGAUCACUGGCAUCAAACUGGGCUGGGGUGUGAUUGUCACCGACUCUAAACUCACCCAACAUGAGCUGGAAGGUCAGCUAAACGUAGGAGGCGCUGGAGAUGGCACUGUCAUGUUCCAAACGGGCCGCGCUGUUCGUGUAUUCUACUACUCGGAGGGGCCGGUCGUCUGUGGAUAUGAGUUGACCAAGCUGCGAACUAACACGGUGGGUGAAAUGGGAGCAACUACACUUCGCGGCUACUUUUAUAGCCACAACGAAGGAGAUGAACAGUCCUUUAAGCUCCUUGUAGAUUCAUCGCCAACCGAGGGGGCAGUGAAAGGUUAUGAUGAGGUGUCCGACAAGAGUUGCCAAUUGAUCGUUCAGAAAUAGGUGGCGCACAUCCAAUUGCUCGUACGCCUACACCAUUCUUUCAUCACAGUUAGUCAAUAAUAAGACAUAUAGGCUCUAAAGCCUGGAAAUAUUGGUCCCCCAAGAUUGGGUAGCGUGGAUUCUCUGUGACCGAUUUACCGACUUGGUCUCAAUCAAUUUAGUGACUAGUGUUUUCAUUCCUUUUUGGGCUG
Molecule: messenger RNA, 1308 nt
Organism: Xylaria bambusicola
Lineage: Eukaryota; Fungi; Ascomycota; Sordariomycetes; Xylariales; Xylariaceae
Exons: 1
Coding region: 359-1117 (252 amino acids)
Source: RefSeq, a predicted model, not a curated record